AUGUUCCCCAGCCCCGCGCUCACACCCACGCCGUUCUCGGUCAAAGACAUUCUGAACCUGGAGCAGCAGCAGCAGCAGCAGCAGCAGCGCAGCCUGGCCACCGCCGGGGAGCUCCCUUCGCGCCUGGAGGCCACCCUGGCGCCCGCCUCCUGCAUGCUGGCCGCCUUCAAGUCCGAGGCCUACGCGGGGCCAGAGACGGCGGCCGCACCCGGCCUCCCCGAGAUGCGAGCCGAGCUGGGGCCCGCUCCUUCGCUGGGCAAGUGCGCGCCUGCCUUCCCCGCUGUCCCUGCCUUCUAUCCUCGCGCCUAUGGCGACCCGGACCAGGCCAAGGACCUGUGCUCAGAUAAGAAAGAGCUGUGCGCGCUGCAGAAGGCGGCGGAGCUGGAGAAGCCCGAGGCGGACGGCGCCGAUCGGCCCCGGGCGCGGCGCCGGCGGAAGCCCCGCGUGCUCUUCUCUCAGGCGCAAGUCUACGAGUUGGAGCGACGCUUCAAACACCAGCGGUACCUGUCGGCUCCGGAGCGCGACCAGCUGGCCAGCGUGCUGAAGCUCACGUCCACGCAGGUCAAGAUCUGGUUCCAGAACCGGCGCUACAAAUGCAAGCGGCAGCGGCAGGAUCAGACUCUGGAGCUAGUGGGGCUGCCCCCGCCUCCGCCGCCGCCUGCCCGCAGGAUCGCCGUGCCGGUGCUGGUGCGCGACGGCAAGCCUUGUCUGGGGGACUCGGCGCCCUACGCGCCCGCCUACGGCGUGGGCCUGAACGCCUAUGGUUAUAACGCCUACCCGGCGUACCCGGGCUAUGGGAGUGCGGCCUGCAGUCCCGGCUAUAGCUGCGCCGCCGCUUACCCCGCCGGGCCUCCCGCGGCACAGCCAGCCGCCGCUGCAGCUGCCGCCGCUACGGCCAACAACAACUUCGUGAACUUCGGCGUCGGGGACUUGAACGCGGUGCAGAGCCCCGGGAUCCCGCAGGGCAACUCCGGAGUGUCCACGCUGCACGGUAUCCGAGCCUGGUAG
Molecule: messenger RNA, 1008 nt
Organism: Ochotona curzoniae (black-lipped pika)
Lineage: Eukaryota; Metazoa; Chordata; Mammalia; Lagomorpha; Ochotonidae
Gene: NKX2-5
Product: NK2 homeobox 5
Exons: 2
Coding region: 1-1008 (335 amino acids)
Biological process (GO): regulation of transcription by RNA polymerase II; cell differentiation
Cellular component (GO): nucleus
Molecular function (GO): DNA-binding transcription factor activity, RNA polymerase II-specific; RNA polymerase II cis-regulatory region sequence-specific DNA binding
Source: RefSeq, a predicted model, not a curated record